CUCACACAGCAGCAGCAGCAGAAGAAGAAGAAGAGCGCCAUUGCGUGUUUCGCGCCUGAACAGAGAGGACUGGGGCCACUGCUCCUCGUUUCAAUGAUCCACUUCUAAAGCAGCCACAGAAGACUUGGUCACAGCAGCCAUGAGGCGGACGAGAGCGGACGUGGAGCGCUAUAUUUCUGCGGUUCAGAGCGCCUCUCCCUCGCAGAAAGCGAAGCCCGUCAAAGGAUUUCUCUUUGCUAAACUCUACUUUGAGGCUAAGGAGUAUGAGCUGGCUAAAAGACAUGUUUCGGAGUAUCUGACCGUCCAGCAGAAGGACCCUAAAGCGCACAAGUUCCUCGGGCAGCUGUUUGAGCGUGACGGCGAAACAGACAAAGCUGUGGGAUGUUACAAGCGCUCGGUGGAUCUGAAUCCGGCUCAGCACGAUCUGGUCCUGAAAGUGGCCGAGCUGCUGUGCAGUAAACCCGAGCAUGACAGCCGAGCUGAGUUCUGGGUGGAGAAAGCUGCCAGGCUUCUGCCGGGACACCCAGGCGUCUUCAGUCUGAGGGAGAAGCUUCUGAGCGCUCAGAGCGGCUCCAACCAGCUGUACGAGCUGCUGCAGGCGGAGCUCAAGCUGCGGCCCGCAGACACCUACAUCAACCAGAAGCUGGUGCAGCUCUACAGCGCCGAGGGCCGGCUCCAGGACGCCGUCAAACACUGCCUCGCCGUGGAGAGAGCCGGUGUCCUGAGACACUGUCUGCAGUGGUACCAGCUGUUAGUCAGCACCCUGCAGGAGUACAUCUGCCAGCCGAGCGUGUCGUCGAACGAACAAGCGUCACGCAAGUUUCAGAAAGAGCUGCUGCUGGCGCGGUGUAGCUGUGUGAGACUGACGCUGACACUGAAGGACUGUGAGGAGAGCACCGCUGCACUCUGGAGUUUUGACUGUGCGAUGCAGGCUCUGAAGAACACGGCCACAAACAUGGCGGACGAGCUGGCGGAGGUGUUCUCGGAGAUGAGGGCGAACCUGUACCUGUACUCCGGGACGCUGCUGCUGAAGAGGGCACAGGACAGGGCGCAGCAGUGGAGGGCUGUGCUGGAUCUGGCCGCUCUCUGUUAUCUCGUAUCCUAUCAGGCUCCGAGACCCAAAGCCAGGAGCUUCAAGAGUGAGCAGGCGUCCCAUGAGCCUCUAGAGUUGCUGGCCUGUGAUCGUCAGAGUCAGGCGGGUCACUGCAGCAGC
Messenger RNA from Sinocyclocheilus anshuiensis, 1213 nucleotides. RefSeq names its product RANBP2-like and GRIP domain-containing protein 5/6. The annotation marks the transcript as partial. The record is from RefSeq and is a predicted model, not a curated record. NCBI's taxonomy places the organism in Eukaryota, Metazoa, Chordata, Actinopteri, Cypriniformes, Cyprinidae. Gene Ontology annotation, molecular function: protein binding. The transcript has 8 exons.